Messenger RNA from Gadus chalcogrammus (walleye pollock), 1483 nucleotides. RefSeq names its product mediator of RNA polymerase II transcription, subunit 18 homolog (yeast) (gene med18). Lineage: Eukaryota; Metazoa; Chordata; Actinopteri; Gadiformes; Gadidae. Gene Ontology annotation, molecular function: transcription coregulator activity. Gene Ontology annotation, cellular component: mediator complex; core mediator complex. Gene Ontology annotation, biological process: regulation of transcription by RNA polymerase II; termination of RNA polymerase II transcription. The record is from RefSeq and is a predicted model, not a curated record. The coding region runs from base 166 to 795 and encodes 209 amino acids. The transcript has 3 exons.
UAUACUGUAUUCUACUUGGCUUUAUUGGGCGGGAAAUCUGGUCCAAUCUGGCAACACUCUCGACAGGCGGACCUCACAGCCGGGUUGCAGCCGUGUGCUCCAAGGGAACCCCAUGGUUGUUCUCCUCCCCACAGCUCAGCCCAACAUCGUAGUAUACUAACAGAGAUGGAGGCUCCUCCGGUCAGCGUCAUGCCCGUCACCGGGGGCUCCAUCAACAUGAUGGAGUAUCUGCUGCAAGGCAGCGUCCUGGACCAGGCCCUGGAGAGCCUCCUCCACCGGCUGCGGGGGCUGUGCGACAACAUGGAGCCGGAGACCUUCACGGACCACGAGCUGGUCUACCUGCUGAAGGGCCAGCAGGGCAACCCCUUCAUCCUGCGGGCGCGCCACUCCCUGUCGCACCCGGCCGCGCCCUGGCACCUGCGCUACCUGGGCCAGCCCGAGGUGGGCGACAAGAGCCGGCACGCGCUGGUCCGCAACUGCCUGGACGUGUCGGCGUCGCACAGCCUGCCCGACGUCCUGAACGAGAUGGGCUUCCGCAUGGACCACGAGUUCGUGGCCAACGGGCACGUGUUCCGCCGCGGCGCGCUGAAGGUGGUCGUGAGCAAGCUGUCGCGCGUGCUGGUGCCGGGCAACACGGAGAACACGGAGCGCCUCUCGCUGUCCUACCUGGUGGAGCUCAGCGUGCUGGCGCCCGCCGGCCAGGACACUGUGUCGGAGGACAUGCGCAGCUUCGCCGAGCAGCUGAAGCCCCUGGUGCACCUGGAGAAGAUCGACCCCAGCAAGCAGAGGCACUGAGGCCGCCGGGGGGCCGGCCCCGGCCCUGCCUGGGUGCUCUGGGAUUGGCUCUUGACUUCUGAGAGGGCGGGGCUAGGGGGGUCGUGAUUGGUUGGAGUUCGGAUCUUUGGAUUGGUCCGUGGCUGGGUGCGCCCGGGGACGAACUGGACUUGGGGUUCUGUUGGUUGUUCCACCGCUAGCUGUGGUUACCCUGUGUUGAUAACUGAAGAAAGGUUCACUCGCACAGAGUGGGACGCCAGUUAGACUCUUACGUAAGACCCCCAUUUAUUGUCUCUUACAGAUUCAUAGUAAUAGAUUCAACCAUCUCUAUCGAUGUCCCAUUGGUUUUUAUUACUAGUAUGUCAGUUUUUCCCUACACCCCUGUAGAAGCUCAGGGAUUAUUAAAGGGGGAGAAGAUAUUGCAUUAGUUUGUCUAUUCCCUUUGUAUAAUAUCAUGGCAUUUAAACGUUCAAAUGUCCAAUGCUUUACUUUCCCCCCAAAACAGGCUGGAAACACACGUCCUGGUACAAUGUGGAUGAUCUGCAUCACUGUUACCAUGGUGACUAUGACAUGACAAGAGACAAUACGAUUUUAUUUUCUGAAGAAUCUUGUUUGUGCGUUCGUUCUCGAGCUUUCUUACGAUUUUUUUUUUACAAGUUAAUAAAAAAAAGACCCAAUAUAUGUUUUCUCUUGUCUGUUAUUAUGGUCA